AUGGAUUCUUCACUUACUGAAGAGAUUGUAGAGCGUAUUACGGGAAUACAGAUAUUCGAGAAAGCCAUCGCUGAUGAUUGUUUGUCUGACGAAUCGAAACUAGAAUAUGUAUACAGCAAUAUAGAUGUCGGGACCGUGGAUCAUAGCUACUGCAUCGAUGUACACGACAAACCAAUGAUAGAACACUGCGAAGAGCUAAAAAAUAUCUACGUGGAGUACGAAGAACUCAUGGAGGCGUGUGAUAAUGCAGAGUCUUUGGAUGAAGUGGUGGAGGAAAUCGUGGAAGAUACCGUUUUGCAGGACAAUCCCACUGCCAUGAACACUGUAACGCAAGCUGGCGAUACGGAAAUAUUACUCCAACACGGAAUGUAUGAAACAAUCGUGGAAGAACUCGAAGAAGGUGACGACUGUACUACUGCUGAAGAGUUUCAAUACAUCGAUGUGCAAGAGCAAGCGAUAGAACCUGUUUCACAAACCAUUGAAGAUGAUAGUGAAGCGGAAGCGAAACAAGCAAAAGCCGUUAAGCAGCUAGCUGCGAAGAAAAACCUCAGAACACAUCUUUGCUAUAUCUGCGGCAAAUUUGUGUUCCACAUACCAGAUCAUUUACUGUCGCAUACGAAGGAUCCUCAGUUUGCGUGCGACCGUUGUCCAUUUGCUACGACGCGCAAAUCAAACUUGAAGCUGCACGUGGAAAAUGUGCAUUUGAAAAAGGUCGUACGAAGGUCGUACAAGGAACCAUCGCUUGAGAACGAUGUUGAUAAAGCCGAGUAUCUAGAGAUUGACGAUAGUGUGUCGGUCUGUAGUAUGAACGAAGGGGGCAGUUCAGCGAAUGAAUGUGAUUUAGAGAUCGGUGAUGUACCUAAGGAAGAACUCAAAGCAGUUCUUGUGCCUGAGGUUGGAGAUGAUUCUGCACGAGAAGGAGAAGAAGAAGAGGUACCCUUCAAAGAUGGAAUGAUAGAACAGAAAGAUCAUGGGAGUGAAAAAUCCGCGAAAACGUCCCAAAAGCAGCUAUGCCCGAUAUGUGGGAAAAUGGUGUACGACGUAUCGGACCAUAAGUUAUCACACUCGAACGAGAGAAAGCUUUGCUUAUCGGGCAAUGAUGCCAAUCUAUUGCCUACAUCGAAAAUAAUCGAUGCCACGCUGACCAUCGACGAUGUUGAGCGAUUCACGGGAAUUUGUAUUGAAGAUGAAAACAUAUCUUGUGUUAUUUGUGAAGAUUGCCAUAAUAAGCUGCUAAAGUUCACGGCGUUCCGCGUCUGCUGUAUGACUAACGAUGUACGAUUUAGGAAAAUGGUUCGAACGAUGAGGGAACACGGCUGCGAAGAUGUAAUAACGACUGAGGAGGCAAUCGUACAUUCCACAAACGAUCGUUCGGAAGUAAAACACGAACGGUUCAAAAAUGUCGUUGAUGGCAACUUCACAGUUACAUACGUGGAGUCAACGUUCGACGAUCAUGCAGUGGAAGUUGUUGGUGAAAAAAGCGUUGAAAAUUCGGAUAUUGAUGAGGAAGUUGUUGAAAUCAUUGUACAAACUGACUUGCAAACCAAUCGCAACGAGUUGGACAUUUCGGUAUCACCCGCAUCUGUAGCAGAUCAACAACACGAUGAACCGACAGUAAUUGAUUGUUGUACAAAUGAUAAACGAAGCAAAGUACCUGAACGCAGUAUACCAAAUGCUACUUAUCGUAUAACUAGCAAAAGCAGAGAGGCUAAAUUGAAUAAGAAAUACACUAGAAAGCAACAAUUGUCGAGACCAACAAUACAAAAGCAGCUGUGUCCAAUGUGCGGGAAGCUAGUGCAAUAUCUUCCGGAUCAUAUCGUGUCGCACACGAAAGAGCAAAAGUACGCCUGUGAGCAUUGCUCAAUGACAUGUAGUCGCAAAUCUUAUUUAAAAUUGCACGUGGAGGCUGUCCAUCUGAAGAAAGUGGUGAAAUCAUGUGAAUUAUGUAAUCGAGAUUUCACGCACAUAUCGGGCUACACAGCGCACAUGCGUGCGCAACAUAAUGUUGGAGAAUGGUACGUAUGUAAAAUAUGUAACCUGAAGUUUCGUCAUCCGGGUGGGUUGAGAGGUCAUAACAAUCGUAAGCAUAAUGCUGAAAGCAACUGCGAGUGUCCAAUUUGUGGAAUGAAGUUUGAAGACAAGAAGGGUCUGAAGGAUCACAGCAGAGUCCAUUCGAACGAGAAGCCGUUCGCUUGCACCUUUUGUCCAAAACGUUUUAAAAGCCCUAACGCUCACAGGACACAUAUGCUGGUACACAGGGGUGUUGUUUUCGCGUGCACUUUGUGUCCUAAAAGUUAUCGUUACAAAUCCCUACUUAAUGCGCAUAUGAAAAAGGUUCAUACGAAGGAGAAUUUGCGAAAUGAUCCAAAUUGA
This is a messenger RNA of Anopheles marshallii, 2373 nucleotides long. Its product is annotated as oocyte zinc finger protein XlCOF6-like. Gene Ontology annotation, cellular component: nucleus; chromosome. Gene Ontology annotation, molecular function: chromatin insulator sequence binding; zinc ion binding. Gene Ontology annotation, biological process: regulation of transcription by RNA polymerase II. The record is from RefSeq and is a predicted model, not a curated record. Lineage: Eukaryota; Metazoa; Arthropoda; Insecta; Diptera; Culicidae. The transcript is spliced from 7 exons. Bases 1 to 2373 code for a protein of 790 amino acids.